Molecule: messenger RNA, 489 nt
Organism: Penaeus chinensis
Lineage: Eukaryota; Metazoa; Arthropoda; Malacostraca; Decapoda; Penaeidae
Exons: 1
Coding region: 1-489 (162 amino acids)
Source: RefSeq, a predicted model, not a curated record
AUGGAGGCAGGCUUUAGUAAAACGGAAUAUAUGACAACGGAUGGGAAAAGAGAUCAACAAAACACAAUACAGUUAGAUGGAGUGAGCAUAAAGAGAGUGAAGAGUUUUAAAUAUCUGAGAGCAAUGACAGAACUAUCAGGAGAAAUGGAUACAGACGUAAACCACCGUGUUCAAAGUGGAGGGAACAACUGGAUGAAGGUGACGGGCGUGAUAUGUGACAGAAGAGUGCCUAUACGACUGAAAGGAAAGGUCUACAGAGAAGUAGUAAGGCCGGCAGUGACGUAUGGGUUGGGAGCAGCUGCACUCAAGCAGGUAGAAGAGAAGAAACUAGAUGUUACAGAAAUGAAGAUGCUAAGAUGGAUGUCUGGAGUGACACUGUUGGACAGAAUUAGUAACGAGGACAUCAGAGGAUCAGUGAAGGCAGUCGAAAUAUCGAAAAAAGUGCAAGAGGCAAGAUUGAGAUGGGUUGGACAUCUAAAGGAACGAUGA